UUUUUUAAUUACAAAUAUAAAGUAUAAAUAAAAAUUGUUUCAAUCCGCCUCUGAUUUAUGGUUUGUUGUAUAACGGUACCCAGGAAAAGAUCGACCCGUAUAUAAACCGCCGAUGGACUUCUUCAGCAGAGAACAACUCUACCCAACCAAAUCGCAACAACGCAAGAUGAGUACUCUAAGUCUGUUCGUGUCUUUAACAGUUUGUGUCAUCGUUAAUGCCCAAAUUCCGGGAUUGGGCUUCUGCCCGGAUUACACCCCGAUGGAUAAUUUCGAUAUGAAUCGUUUCUUAGGGAAAUGGUACGAAGCAGAACGUUACUUCACCUUUACAGACGUUGCAUCAAGAUGUGUCGUUACCGAUUAUGCCCAAACAGCAACUGGACGAAUUUAUGUAUCCAGCGAAUACACAAAUCGAUUAACCGGAGUUAAACGAGUCAUUAACGGAAACGUCCAACAAACCGGAAGAGAAGGACAAGGAAGAAUCCAAGUUAAAUACCAACAACCAAUAACAACAGAAACCAAUUUAGUCGUUUUGGACACCGAUUACGAUUCUUAUGCUGUUGUUUGGAGUUGUUCUGGAUUAGGACCAGUUCACGCAGAAAAUGCUUGGUUAUUAACUCGCGAGCGUUUACCAUCGGCUCAAGUACUCCAAAGAGCUUAUGGCGUCUUGGAUAAAUUCCGCAUAAAUAGAACUUUCUUUAUUAAAACGCAACAAGAAGGUUGCCCUCUCGCUGCUUCUGAUAUUAACGCCGCUCAAGGAAUAACUUCAAUAUCAACGCUCGUUGAGCAAACCGGCGAUGAGAAAAGGCAAAAUCCCAAGAAAAAAGAAACAGCACAACUUAUACAGGAAGAAGAAGAAGAAGAAGAAGUUGAUGAAGAUGCGGAUGAUGGAGAAGUAACUGCUUCCAUUGAGACGAGAAAAGAAAGCGUUAAAAAUGCUGUUAAAGAUAUCGUGGCUGGAGCUGCUGCAGAAAAUCUUGUUAAAACUGAAUAAAUUUAAAGUUGUUAUUAAAAAAUUGU
Molecule: messenger RNA, 1017 nt
Organism: Onthophagus taurus
Lineage: Eukaryota; Metazoa; Arthropoda; Insecta; Coleoptera; Scarabaeidae
Product: apolipoprotein D-like
Biological process (GO): response to reactive oxygen species; lipid metabolic process
Cellular component (GO): cytoplasm
Molecular function (GO): pigment binding
Source: RefSeq, a predicted model, not a curated record